This is a messenger RNA of Fomitopsis serialis, 708 nucleotides long. RefSeq lists its product as uncharacterized. Bases 1 to 708 code for a protein of 235 amino acids. The record is from RefSeq and is a predicted model, not a curated record. NCBI's taxonomy places the organism in Eukaryota, Fungi, Basidiomycota, Agaricomycetes, Polyporales, Fomitopsidaceae. The transcript has 4 exons.
AUGGAAAACUUCAUUCUCGGCAGAGGACGAAAGCUCUUCGCUGAGCAACUGAAGGACCUUGAGGCUAAGGAUCCGUUGUACGAGACAUACACCGACAACAGAGGUCGUCAGAAAAGGCGAAAGAGAGCAUUGCCGUCGGGCCUCACACCUCGUGACGCGAAGAUUCUGAAGUCGGUCAAUCGUCGCGCACAUUACCUCGAUAAGGGCUUCCGCAUCUUGGGCAUGCGCUUCGGAUGGACGUUUGUCGUCGGCAUCAUCCCUGGAGCAGGUGACAUCGCUGACGUAUGUCUUAACUACUUCCUCGUUAUACGCAAGGCAAAGCAAGCAGAGAUACCCGACCACCUAUACCACCAAAUGCUUGCCAACAACCUCAUCUCCGCCACUAUCGGCUUCGUCCCCGUCCUAGGCGACAUCCUCCUCGCCGUCUAUAAAGCCAACUCGCGCAACGCCGCCAUACUCGAGAAGUUCCUACGCGAACGCGCGGAGCAGGUGCAGAAGGAGAUCGAUGAGGCACAACAGGUGGCUCAGGAGAUAUCCGUGGCACAGGGCAGCGCAAGGGACGAGAAACGGCCGGCGCAGAAGAGGGAAGGCAGUCGGUGGUUUAGCCGCAAGGGGAAGAGCACGAACGGCGCUUCGGCUGCGAACCCCCCUGCGCGUGUUUCGCGCGGCUCGGGGGACAGCCGGUUCGUGGAGGCUGUCUCGUCGUGA